Adineta steineri is the source of this 16083-nucleotide messenger RNA. The record is from the annotation of a GenBank genome assembly. Lineage: Eukaryota; Metazoa; Rotifera; Eurotatoria; Adinetida; Adinetidae.
AUGUCAUCUGAAUACGAGCCACGUUUUACUGAACCGUUAAAAGCUUCUUACGUAAUACGUGAAGGACAGCCAGUAAAACUUUCAUGUCGUUUUGACGCAUCUCCUAACAGUAGUAUUCAAUGGCUUAAAGAUGGAGUCGAAAUUGAAUUCGAAUCACUUGGUAUUUCUCGAGAUUUUAAGGUUAUCAAAGAAGUUGAUUACACAGCUUUAUUAAUUAAAGAAGCAUUUCCAGAAGAUACAGGUUCUUAUAUAGUUGUAAUACGUAAUACAUUAGGAGAAGCACAUUCAUUUACACAAUUAACAGUAGAAGAAUUUUUUUGUCGAACACCGGAAUCAGAAAUGUCUGAUACACCAAUGAAGCCAAUAUUUGUUCAACCACUUCGGGAUACAUCAAUAAACGAAGGGCAACAAUUAAAAUUACAUGCUGCAAUCAAUGCUCAUCCCGAACCCGAAAUUAUUUGGUAUCGUAAUAAUAUUCCAUUAAAGAAUUCACGUGAUCUUACAGUAACAUAUGAUGGACAAUUAUGUACAUUAAUAAAAGAUCGAUGUGAGAAGGAGAAUGAUACAGGAAUAUAUCGAAUAACAGCUGUUAACUCAAUGGGACAAGCUGAAUGUAUUUGUCAAGUUAUUGUACAAUCAAAGGAUACACAAGGUUUUAGAGAACAUCUUCAAGCAAAUCGUACAUUGCCGAUUGUAAAUCAAUCAUUACAAACUAAAACAACAUAUGAAGAAAACAAUCGUCAUUUACAAUCAAAUAUUAUGGAACAAACAAAUGAUGCACAAGGAUUUCAUGAACAUCUUCAAUCAAAUCGCCCAUUACCUACUAUAAAUCAAUCAUUACAAGAAGAAAACAAUCGCCAUUUACAAUCAAAUUUUAUGGAACAAUCAAACGCAACACAAGGAUUUCAUGAACAACGUCAACCAAAUCAAUCAUCACAAAAUAAAAUAACAUAUGAGGAUAACAAUCGUCAUUUACAAUCAAAUUUUAUCGAGCAAUCAAAUGAUACACAAGGAUUUCGUGAACAACUUCAGUCCAAUCGUUCAUUACCUAAUAUAAAUCAAUCAUUACAAGAAGACAACAAUCGCCAUUUACAAUCAAAUUUUAUAGAACAAUCAAAUGAAACACAAGGAUUUCGUGGACAACUUCAGUCAAAUCGUUCAUUAACAAAUGUUAAUCAAUCAUUACAAGAAGACAACAAUCGUCAUUUACAAUCAAAUUUUAUGGAACAAUCAAAUGCAACACAAGGAUUUCACGAACAUCUUCAAGCAAAUCGUUCAUUGCCGAUUGUGAUUCAACCACCACAAACUAGAAUACCACAUGAAGAAAACAAUUAUCAUUUACAAUCAAGUGAUAUACAAGGAUUUCGUGAACACCUUCAAGCAAAUCGUUCGUUACCAAAUGUAAAUCAAUCAUUACUCAAUAGAAUAAUACAAGAAGAUAACAAUCGUCAUUUACAAUCAAAUAUUAAUGAACAAUCAAAAUCACAAGUUAUAUAUUAUAAAGAUAAUCAAUCAUUAAAUAAUGCAUAUGAACAUCAAAUUCGAACUGAAAGAAUGAACCAUACACUUGAAAUACCAAAAAUAUCAAGAAACAAUGCUAAUUUUUAUCAAAGAAAGGCAAGUAGUAGAAGUGGUGAAAGAAAACAUGCAGCGAUGCCACAUGUUUUACCUACAACUAUUGCUCCUCAAUCAAUGAUUGUUGCACCAACUGGUUUUCCACCAGAAUUUCUUCAAGUAUUUCAUGAUAAAAAAACUUCAUUAGGUUCAACAAUAAGAUUCGAAGCUCGACUUACUGGUACACCACCUUUAAAUGUUUACUGGUUAUUUCAAGGCAAACCAAUAUCAAAUCUAGGUACUAAUAAACAUUAUCAACAAAAUAACGAUAAUGAUACUUAUAUAUUAACCAUAAAUAAUAUCCGUUAUGAUGAUGUUGGAAAAUAUACAUUAAAUGCUGAAAAUUCUUGGGGAAAAACAACUUGUACUGCUGAACUUUUUGUUGUUCCUACUACUGUAAGAUUUGGCAUCGACAAAAACAAGAAUAUGUUGUCUAAUUUGCUUGUUGAAAUGUCACCAUCACCACCUGUACCACGUAAAAGACAAAUUGAAACAAAUCAACAAAAAUUAUCAUCUUUGAUUACAAGUUCAAUUGAUCAAGAAUCAACAUUUAUGUCUUCAAAUAUUACUAAUAAACGUCAUCGUCCAUUACAAAGUCAAUCAUUAACACGUUAUGAUGAUUAUCGUCGUUUACGACAAUAUCCAAAAACUUUAGAAAUUUUUAUACCAAUGGAUACAAAUGAUAAUAAUACUGAAAAGCAAAGUACAAUAAAACGAAGUUUUGAAUAUGAAGUUGAGAAAAAAAAACGUUCAUCUUCGGAAAAUCUUCGUCAACAACGACCUCAACAUGAUUUUGAAGUUGAACUUGAAUAUUUACGUUGUCUAGAUGAUCUAACAAAUGAAUAUGAAAAAUUAAAACGACAAAAAAAAUCCGUUGAUAAUCGAAAGAAAAAAACAACAACCUAUGAAACAACAGAACAAUUUGAAAGUAUUGAAAAAAUUUAUCAUAAUCAACCACAACAACAACCAAUUCAUCAAUAUUCUCAACAUGAUAAUAUUUAUCAACGAUCAGCAUCAGAAAAUAUACUUCAUAAACAUUCAAAACCAAUACUAACAACAACAGAUUUACCAUUGAGCGAUGAUGAAUUUUCAAGAUUAGAAUAUAAUCUUCUACGUAAAGAACGUUUAAAACCAAUACAUAUUCAUUCAUCAACAAAUUCAAUACCAGGUGAAACAAGUAUUAAAUAUGUUAGUACAGAACGUUUACCUGUUGAAGUUCUUGUACCUAAACCACAGAUAAGAACAACACAUGGAGAACAUUCAUCAACAACUCUAAAAGAUGUUCGACAAUCAACUCGUAAAAAAACAACAAAUAUACAUCAACAAAGACGACGAAAGACAAUUGAAGGUCAACAUGAAUUACGUAUUAUUGAACAACCAAUUAUAUCAGGACGAACACUUCCCGUCGAAUUUACAAUUCCAAAACCAAUUGAAACAUUACCUGUUGAACAUACAUCAACAUUUAUUGUUAAAUCAAAAAAAGGUGGUCGAUUUCAAACACUUGAUAUUAGUAAAACAUUAACACGUGAACGUCGACUUUCAGGUGAACAUGAACUUCGUGUUAUAUCAGAACCAAUACGAUCAAAUUUACAUAAUAAACCAGUUGAAUUAUUAUUUCCUAAACCAACAUUAACAUCACAAUCAAGUCAUCAUUCAUCAACCAUAGUCAAACAAAAUCGUACACCAAAAUCAAGUCUUAUUCUUGAUAAUAUACAAACAUUAUUAAAAGGCGAACAUGAAUUACGUUUAAUAGAUAAACCUAUUGAAUCAGGUCCAAGUAAUAGUGUAGAAUUAAUUGUACCUAAAAGUGUUACAGAAACAGUUGAACAUACAUCAACAAUUAUUACUGAAACACAACCACAACGACGUGUAUUAGAAAUAACAGGUAGUGGACGAAAAAUUGAAAAUGAAUAUGAAACAAAAUAUUUUCAUGAUACUGUUCGUGUUGAAGAAGAAAUUGAAGUUAAAUUACCUAAACAAAAAUAUGAACAAGUUGAUCAUUCAUCAACAAUAAUUAAACAUAGUCGUGGUAAAGGUCCUAUUAUUGAUAUUGAUACAACAUACAAAACAAUUCAAGGUGAACAUGAAUUAAAAAUUUUCGAAGAAUCAAUCGAAACAAAAGCUGAUACAAUGCAAUUACUCGUACCUAAACCUAAAAUAUCAUCUGAACAUCAUAGUACAACAGUUAUUAAAGGUCAACGUGGCAAACCACAAAUAUUAACAAUUGAUCGUAAACCAAUAAUUCCUGGUGACCAUGAAACAAAAUAUUACGAACAACCUGUUGAAUCUUAUAGUGAAAUGGAAGUUUUAUUUCCGAAAUCACAAUCGAGAUAUAAUCAACAAGUUGCGUAUGAUGAUCGUUUGAUGGAAACGCGAACAUCGGAAUUACAACGAAAAUAUCAUCAAACUUCAAAUGAUUAUAAUGAAAGAUAUAUGUUAACAACGAAUGAAUACGAAGAAGAAGAAGAUAUUGGAGGUGAACAUUCAACAACAUAUUUCAAACAAGCACGAGCAAAAUAUGAACCUGUUGAAUUAGUUGUUGAUCGACCAAAAAUCUUACCGAGUAUAUCAAAAUUAAUAGCUGAUAUUCAUGCGCCAACACAGAUUACAUCAAUAAAACCAACGAAAUAUACUUUAACCGAAGAUAGUUCGACUAAAAUCGAUAUGGAUGUAACAAAAGAUAGAUUUCAUGAACAAUAUGAUGAAAUGGAACUUGUUUUUGAAAGACCAUUAGUACGUGAUAGUUCAACAACAUUACUUGCUAAUAUUCAAUCAGGUUUAGAAUUAAAAUCAAUUCAACCAACAACACAACAAACAAUAAAAACAGAUAUUCAAAAAAGUAGUUCAACAUUAACAAUGCAACGUGGUGAACAACAAUCUGAUGAAGAAAUAUUAGAACUUCGUUUACGUAAACCAUAUAUUCAAGAUAGUUCAAGUAUUGUUUUAGCUAAUAUACAACCAGAAUUAGGUAUUCAAGGACAAUUAAAACAUACUCCAUAUAUACCUCAACCAAUUGAAGAAUCAAGUUCAGCUUUGCUUAUGGAAUUAAAUACUGAACAAUAUAGAACACCAUUUGAAUUGAUUAUUCCACGUUUAGAUGUUGAAUCAUCGUCAAGUACAGUUCUUGCACAAGUAUCACCAGCUCUAGCUGGUUUACGUGCUAAGAUUGAUGUACCACAAAUAGAAAAGUCAACUUCAACUGUUCUAUUCGAACAAACAACACGUUCGGAUAAAGAAAUUGAAUUAAUUAUGCCAAAACCAAAACAAAUUGAAACAAGUACAUCAACAAUGAUUGCUGAUGUACAAGCUAAACUUGAAACAAAAAAUAUUCGUCCAAGUGAAAUACAACCUGAACGAUCAACAUCAACUGUUUAUUUUGAUGAAACAAUACAACAUGUUCGACCACAACCUGUUGAAUUACGUAUGAAACAACCAAUCAUUGGUGAUAGUUCAACAACAGUUCUUGCAAAUGUUAAACCAACAAUUGAUACACAACAAAUUCAAAUAUUUGGAAAUCAAAAUCAAACAUUAGAAAAUAGUUCAUCGGCUAUUUUAUUCGAUACAAAAAAUGAACAAAUUCAACCAUCGGAAAUUGAACUUCGAAUACCUCGUCCACAUAUACAAGAGAGUACAUCCGUUAUGUUAGCUAAUAUUCGUCCAACACUUGAUACAUCACAUACACAUCUUGUUAUUCCAUCAUCCCUUCAAUCCCCUAUAAAAUCGAGUAGUGAAUUGAUUAUAGAACAAGAUAAUAUAGAUGAAACAACAGUAGAAUCAUAUUUACAUCGACAAACGAAUUCUAAUACAGUUUUAACUGAAUUAGAGGAUACACGUAUAGAAAACGAUGAAAUGUAUAUUUUAGGUACUAAUAAUCAAUUACAACAACAACAAUAUGGUUCAUCAAUGAUACAUGCUGAUUUAAAUAAACCACUUGAAUUAAUUUUUAAUGUUGAUGAAGGUAAUACAUCAGCAAUAUCUUCACAAUAUAAACGAGGUCAUAAUUCAAGAAUAUUAGCAAAUACAUCUGCUGGAACAACAUCUAAUCAAUAUCAACCAGUUGAAUUUCUUUUAUCAGGUGGUGGUGGUUUAUCUGGAUAUAAUACGACAGUUGAAGAAUAUACAACUGGUGGUAGUGGUACAGGUGGUUAUACAACAACUAAAACAACAACAAAGCGAACAAUAACAUCAGCAGAUGCUGGUGGAUAUAAUGAAGGAACGAAUAAAUCACUUGUUCGUGGUAUACGACCAUUUGAUCAAGUUGAUUUAAUUUUACAACCUGAUAGUUCAAUAUCAUCAUCAAAACUUUUAUCAACAAAUCUUAGUUCUGAACAAGGUGGUUAUUCACCCUAUUUUAAUGUUUCUUUACAUGAUCAAACAGUUCGAGAAGGUGAAUCAGUUCUUUUUGAAAUCAUUGUUUCUGCUCAACCAUCAGCUGAAAUUAUUUGGGAUAAAGAUGAUCAAUUAAUUGGUGAUGAUUCAGCAUUUCGUCUUGAUUAUUAUGGUGAUGGACGUGCAACACUCUAUAUUCCUGAAGCAUUUGCUGAUGAUCAAGGUUACUAUACAUGUACAGUAACAAAUUCUCAUGGUACAUGUCGUACAACAGCACGUCUUAAUGUUGAUUCAUCUGGUGAAGGACCGUCACCAAAACGUCGUCAACUGGAAAGUUCAUCAAAUGUCUAUUAUAGACAAGGACCAACACAAACAAUCGAAUCAUAUAGUGUCUAUUCAAAACCUUCAACAACAAUUACACAAGUUACAGAAGAAACACAAGUUUAUCGACUACCAGCUCAUCAACAGCAGCAACAACAACAACACCAGCAUAAUGAAAUAUCUUAUUCAGUUCAAGGAACACAACCAAAAUUUCAACCAAUUCAAUUUUUAGUUUCAGCUAAUCAAGACAAUAAUCAAGCAAUUACGACAACAACAAUUACAACUGAUGAAAAUGAUCAAUCACUAUUUACUAGUCCAUAUCAAAAUUAUAAUUCACAAUUACAAACUCUAUCGAAUCGAAAUAAUCUUUCCUCAUAUGGAGAUCAGACAAAUACAAUAACUACAACUACAUAUUCUCAACAACAACAACCACGUCACACUGGUCUUAUCGCAACUGUAGCUAAACAAGCAGGUCCAACUCCUUCUCAUUAUCAAUUGGCUACUACUCAAGAAUAUGAUAAUAUGCAAACAGAAUCAGAAAUAUCACCAAUUCAUUUCAAUCGUUCAAUACAACAAGAUUCUUCUACUUCUUAUAUUACUACACGACCUAAUUUUACAAAACCUUUAGAACCUGUUAAUGCAGUUGAAGGUGGAACUGUACAAAUAACAGUACAUUUAACUGCUGUUGGCCCACAACAUUCUCGACCAGAAAUUCAAUGGUAUCAUCAUGGUCAACCAAUUGUAUCAGACAAUCAACAUUAUCGUAUAACUGAAGGAUAUGAUACAGCAAUAUUAGAAAUAAUUAAUGUUAAGAAACAUGAUACUGGACCAGUAUGGUGUGUUGCUAAUACUCCUGCUGGAUCAGCAACUACUACAUGUGCUAUCACUGUUGAAGAAAAACCAGUUCGAACACAACGUCAUAUCAAAACAACCCAACAACAUAUCGUACCUCAGGAAUCAGUCUAUGAUACUCACUCAAUUCAUUCAACUCAUGCGCAAAUACCUCUUCAUUAUCAUCAACAGCAACAGCAAAUAGACCAAAGAGUACCAACUCAAUAUUAUAGUUCACAAACUAUUAGUCAACAACAAAUCUCACCUCAAUCAUUUACAUCACAAACUCCACUUUCUUAUCAACAACAACAACAAAUUUCACCACAAUCAACUACUUCACAAACGUAUAGUUCUGUUUCUUAUCAAACACCACAACAUCAAGCACCUUUUCAAUCAUAUACUCCACAACAAGCUUCUAUUCAAUCACAUCAAAUACCAUAUCAAACAGCGACACCUCAACUACAACAACCACAAACAGCAUCUCAACCAUUUAUACCUCAAGCUCCACCAUUAUUACCAAAUUUUAAUACUCGACAAAAUUAUUCUGAUCAACAAAUAAAAAUUCUCAAUAAUGGUUUACAAGAUCAACCAUUAUAUACAGGUAAUGAAACUGUAUUUGAAUUACAAUUUACUGGACAACCUGAAAAAAUUCAAUGGUUUCGUAAUGAAAUUGAAAUCGUUAAUAGUCCUCAACAAUCAAAUAAUAGAAUUUAUCAUGUAACUAAUCAAACAAAUGGAAUAAGUCGACUUAUUUUUAAACCUACAUUAGACGAAGAUGUUGGAACAUAUUCAGUUAAACUUUCAGGACCAAAUGAAGAAAUAACAAGUGCUAAACUUAUGCCAGCUGCACAAUUUCAAAAUUUACAAAAGAAAAAAGUUGAACAAACACAACGAAAAGCACUCGUUGAAGAACUUGCAGAAAAACAAUUAAAACGUAUGAAACCAUCAAAAAAUGUUGCACCACGUACUAGUUAUACAUCAUAUGGUACAAGUGAUGAUGAUGUUUUUUAUGAACCUACACAGCGUAUAGCUCCUCAACGUCAUCCAACAGCGCCAACACUUGGUCGUCCAUUAAAAGAUACAGAUGUAAAAGAAGGUCAACCUAUUCAAUUAACAUGUCAAGUUCAAGGUUUUCCAAAGGCAGAGCUUCUCUGGUUUAAAAACAAUAUCCCAUUGCCAUUAUCAGCACGUCACAAAACUUCUUAUGAUGUAGGUAGUGGUACGAUAACAUUACGUGUUAAUGAUUCACGACCAGAAGAUAGUGGUGUUUACACAGUGCUUGCAAAAAAUCCACAAGGUCAUGUUCAAACAAGUGCACAUGUUGAAGUUAAAGAAUCAUCUGGCAUUGAUGAAACAUCCUAUGUACAACCAGAUGCAUUUAAAUAUAUUGAAAAACAACCUGCUGCUGGUCCUCGUUCAACUAAACCACGUCGAGAAUCAGAUACAUCAAAUUUACAACAAAAACCAGCUAAAAUUAUUAAAACACCAAUCAGUACAUCAGUUGUUGAAGGUGAUACAGCACAAUUUACUUGUCAAGUUGAAGGAACUCCUAAACCAAAAAUCGCAUGGUUGAAAGAUAAUAAACCUUUAAUGUCUGGACCACGUUUUUCAACAUAUUUUGAUCAAGCAUCAAAAACAGCUGUUUUACGUGUUAAAGAUGUUUGUAAAGAUGAUCAAGGAUAUUAUACUUGUAUUGCUGAUAAUACAUUAAAUUCGGAUCGAAGUACAGCUACAUUACAAGUUAUACCUGAAUCAAAAAUCGAUCAACGAUCAUAUGUAGAAACGGAUGCAUUUAAAUAUUUAACACCAGAAAAUAAACAACGUGUAGCUAAUAAAAAACAGGAUCAACCAACAAGUGGUGUUGAUAGUGAAUCUUUUGUCAAUCCAGAUUCAUUUCGUUAUUUAGAAGGUAAAAAGCCAGAAAAAAAACCGGAUAAUAAUCGAACAAUUGAUGAUCGACCUAUUAUUGAUGCUGAUGCAUUUCGUUAUGUAGAAGCUCGACAAGCUCCUAAAACAAAACGAAAUGAUGAUGCUCGUGCCUCUAUUGAUGAUACACCAAUUGUUAAUCCAGAAGCAUUUCGAUAUUUAGAACGAAGAGCUGAUGCAGCUAAAUUAAAAAAAAAUCAAGAUACAGGCCCAUCCAUUGAUGAAACUCCACAAGUUAAUCUCAAUGCAUUUCAGUAUUUGGAACGAAGAGAUAUGCCAAAAAGACAACCUGAAGAAGGUCCAAGUAUUGAUGAAUCAUCCAUUGUUAAUCCAGAAGCAUUUAAAUAUUUAGAACGUAAACCAAUGAAACGAAGUGAAGAUGUUGGCCCAUCAAUUGAUGAAACACCCAUUGUUAAUCCGGAUGCAUUUCGUUAUUUAGAACGACAAAUAGCACCUAAACCACGUGAUACAGCACCAACAAUUGAUACAACAUCAUUAGUUAAUCCUGACGCAUUUCGAUAUUUGGAAAAACCAACAGCAAUGCCUCGAAUAGAUGAAAGUCCAGCAAUUGAUAAUCGACCUAUUGUACCACAAGAAGCUUUUCGUUGGCUUGAUCGUCCUAAACAACUUGAACGUAUACCAGAAGGACCAGCUGUUGAUGAAAGUUCAUAUGUUAAUCCGAAAGCAUUUCGUUAUAUUGAAGCUAAACCAAAAGAAAAAGCUGUUGAUACAGGACCAUCGAUUGAUGAAAGUUCUUAUGUUAAUCCAAAAGCAUUUAAAUAUUUAGAAGCUGCACAAUCAAAGAAACCUGUUGAUGUAGGACCAGCUAUUGAUACAUCAAAUUAUGUUAAUCCACAAUUAUUUGCACAAUUUGAACAAAAACCUGCUGCGCAACCAACUUACGAUGACCAGGAACUUAAACGAGCACCACGAGUUCUUCAACCAUUAAAAAGUGCACAAGCUAUUGAAGGAAAACCUGCUGUUUUAGUUGCUACAGUUGAUGGUUUUCCUGUACCACAGUUAACAUGGUUGAAAGAUGGUGCUGAAUUACCAGCAUCAAAUCGUGUAACAACAAAUUAUGAUAUUCCAUCUAAAACAGCAUGGAUACGUAUUGAUAAUGCUCGACCAGAUGAUAGUUCUGUUUAUACAUUAAUAGCACAUAAUCCAGCUGGUGAAGUACGAAGUGAUGCUCGUCUUAAUGUUUUACCAAGUAUGACACCUAUUGAUAAUACAGCAUUUGUACCAGCAGAAGCAUUUGAAAAAGUUGAACGAACAUCAGGAUCAAAACGACCACAUACACAUGCAACAACAGGUGUUGAUGAUACAUCAUUUGUUAAUCCUCAACUCUUUCAACAAUUUGAAUCACCUCUUAAAACACCACGUACAGACAAUUUUUCAAAUGAAUUUGUUGUUCAAGUACCAGUUCGUAUUUUAACACCAUUACGAUCUCUUCAAGCACCUGAAAGUGCUACCGUUGUAUUAGAUGCUAUUGUUGAAGGUAGUCCACAACCAACAUUUACAUGGUUAAAAGGUCAAACACCAUUAAGUGAAAGUAAUCGUUUUAUAACAAAUUAUGAUUUACCAAGUAAACGUGUAACAUUAACAAUAAAAGAUGUACGUGAAAAUGAUACAGGAGUAUAUACAUUAUUAGCAACAAAUGGUCCACAAAUGCAACAUUCAUCAGCAACAUUACAAGUUCUUGGUGCACCAUCAAUUGAUCAAUCUUCAUUUAUAGCAAUGGAUGUAUUUAAUAAAUUAGAACGUCCACAAAAUCAACAAGGACAAAUACCAGUACAGUCAGGUGUUGAUCAAUCAUCCUAUAUUUCUCAACCUGAUCGUUUUGCUGUAUUUGAUCAAAUUCAACCAAAUCGACGACCAUACAAUGAUUUUGGUGGUGUUGAUGAAACACCACUUGUUAGUAUGGAAAAAAUUAAUUUAUUAGAAAUUCCAUCAAAUGCAAAAAAACAACCAUAUGAUAUUGAAGAAAAAGCACAAGCACCAACCGUUAUUACACCACUUCAACCAAUUACUGCUCAAGAAGGUAGUCCAGCAGUUUUAACAGCAAAAAUUGAGGGUAGUCCAAUGCCUAAUUUUACUUGGUUUAAAGACAAUGCACCAUUAGUUGCUUCAUCUCGUUUUACAACGUAUUAUCAUAUUCCAUCGAAAUUAGUUGUUUUACAAAUUAAUGAUGCACGACCUGACGAUACAGGUGAAUAUACAGUUCGAGCCGAUAAUAAAUCGGGUGACGUUACCACAACUGCUAAAUUAAAUAUUACAAGUUUACCAUCCGUACGUGAUCAACCAUUUAUUUCAACAGAUAAAUUUCGUCUUCUUGAACAACCUAAUCAACCACGUUCAAUUGACGAUAUAAGUGGUGUUGAUGAACGACCACUUGUUGAUUUUACAAAAUUACAACAAUUAGAAAUUAAACCUGCUCGAUUAACUGAAGCAGAACAAGGAGAUGCGGAACAAUUUAAACCAACAGUUAUUAUUCCACUUCGUAAUAUUGAAGCAAUUGAGAAUCAACCUGUUGUUUUAUCUGCACAAAUUGAAGGCAAACCACAACCACAAUUUUCUUGGUUUAAAGAUGAUCAACCACUUGCUGAAGGUAAUCGUUUUGCUACACAAUAUGAUAUUCCAUCAAAAACAAUCUUUCUUACAAUUGCUGGUGCACGUGAAGAUGAUUCAGGUACAUAUCGUUUAGUUGCACAAAAUCCAUCUGGACAAGAAGAAACAUCAUGUGAUGUUAAAGUUGAUGUAAAUCAACCAAAUAUUGAUCAACGUUCAUUUGUACCACAAAAAGCAUUUGAUAAAUUAGAAAAACAAUUGCCAAGACCAAAUAAUGUAAUAAGUGGAGUUGAUCAAUCAAGUUUCUUUAAUCAAGAUUUAUUUCGUCCAUUUGAUGAACGACAUAUUAAACAUCCAUCAGCUAUUGUUGGUGGUGAAGAUAGUGAUGCAGCUAUGCCAAUAUCAGCACCAAGAGUUCUUACACCAUUACGUCCAUUAUCAACCCCAGAAGGUGAAGCUGUUCUAUUAACAGCACAAGUUGAAGGUUAUCCAUUACCACAAUUUACAUGGAUUCAUAAUAAUCAACCAAUAAUGGCAUCAAAUCGUGUAACAUCACAUUAUGAUAUGUUAACAAAACGUUGUUAUUUACAAAUAAUCGAUAGUCGACCAAGUGAUGCUGGUACAUAUGAAUUAAUUGCUGAAAAUCCAGCUGGUCAAGAUCGUACACGUACAGAAUUAACUAUUGUACCUGUUUCAAAAAUUGAUCAAACUGGUUAUGUACCUUAUGAUAAAUUCUCAACAUUAGAAUUUAAACCACGUAUACCAAAUGAACUUCGUUCAGGUGUUGAUGCAUCACCAUUUGUUAGUGGGGAAAUAUUUCGUUUAUUAGAAGCUAAACCAGUAAAUGAACAUUUUAUACCAGAAGAUGAACAAAAAGUAUCAAUUGACGUUCUUGUACCAUUGAAACCAGCAGUAGCACAAGAAGGACAACCAGUUAUGUUAACAACAAAAAUACGUGGACGACCAACACCACAAUUUACUUGGCUUCGUAAUAAUCAACCAAUAUUAGAAUCAAAUCGUGUACAAACCUAUUAUGAUUUUCCAUCAGAAACACUUGUAUUAGAAAUAAGUGAUAUUUGGCCACAUGAUGCAGGUAAUUAUACAGUCGUUGCUGAAAAUCCAAAAACAGGUGAACGAGUUGAAACAUCAGCACCAUUAACAGUACGUGGUGAUACAACAUCAAUUGAUAAUACAGCAUUUGUAGCACCGGAUGCAUUUCGAACAUUAGAAGCAUCAUCUCCUUUACGUGCAGUUAUGGGCGAAUCAGGUGUUGAUACAAACAGUUAUCUUAACCCAGAUAUUUUACGAACAUUAGAUCAAACUAAACAAAAACCAACCGACACACCAGAAAAGAAACAAGCAGUUUCAGCACCCAAAGUUAUUACACCUUUACAACCAGUCAAAUGUAAUGAAGGACAACCAAUUAAUUUUACAGCUAAAGUUGAAGGAAAUCCACAACCAACAUUUACAUGGUUUAAAAAUGAUCAACCAAUUCAAGAAUCAAAUCGAUUUUGGUCUCAUUAUGAUAUACCUAGUAAAACAGUUCUUUUACAAAUCACUGAUGCUCGACCAGAUGAUAAUGGUACAUAUGUUCUUUCGGCUGAGAAUCCACUUGGUCGUGAUCAAACUCAAUCAACAGUAAAUGUUACAUCUGGUCCAAGAGUAGAUACAAAUGCUUUUGUUGCACCUGAAAAAUUUGCUGCUUUUGAUCAACAAUAUGGUCCAAAUGUUCCAACACAAUCUGGUGUUGAUACAACUCCAUUUGUACAGCCAGAACGUUUUGCACAAUUAGAAGUUAAAGCACCAGCUCCAACAAGACAAGAAAUGCAACAACCUGAAGCACCAAAAGUUGUGACACCUUUACAACCUACAGAAGUUAAUGAAGGAUCACCUGCACUUUUACAAGCAACUAUUGUUGGAAAACCAACACCAAAUUUUGUCUGGAUGAAAGAUGGUGCACCAUUAGCUGCUUCAAAUCGUCUUCGUACUCGUUAUGAUAUUGGUACAAAACAAGUAUUAUUACAAAUCAAUGAUGCUCGUCCACAAGAUGCUGGUGAAUAUGUCGUUGUUGCAACCAAUCCAGCUGGUCAAGAAACCACAGCUACACCAUUGACUGUUGUACCUGAUAAACCAGGUGUUGAUGAGCGAGGUUUUGUUCCAUCAGACAAAUUUCGUAAUUUGGAACAGCCACAAGAUCAAACACGACGACCAUUAGCAAUUGUUCCCGGUGUUGAUAAUCAACCAUUUGUUUCACCAGAUAAAUUUCGUAAUUUGGAUCAUGUUACACCUACUACUAGACCAGAAGAAGGACAAGCACCCGAAGCGAAACGAGCACCACGUGUUCUUCAACCAUUAAAUAAUUGUGACUUAGAAGAACUUAUGCCUGUAAUACUUACAACUACAAUUGAUGCUGGUUCACCAAUGGCAGCAUUCACUUGGUAUAAGAAUGGUCAACCACUUGUUGAAGGUAAUCGAUAUACAACAAAAUAUGACAUUCUAACAAAAGCAUUAACAUUACAAAUUCUUGCUGCACGUCCUGAUGAUCAAGGAAAUUAUACAGUUCGUGCAACAAAUCCAACUGGUACGGAUGAAACAACAAGUCAACUAACAAUUCGACCGGUAUCAUCGAUUGAUAGUCGACCAUUUAUACAACCAGAUCGUUUUGCACCAUUAGAAGUUAAAGCACCAGCUCCAACAAGACAAGAUAUGCAACAACCGGAAGCACCAAAAGUUGUUACACCUUUACAACCUAUAGAAGUUAAAGAAGGAGCACCUGCUCUUCUACAAGCAACUGUUGUUGGAAAACCAACACCUAAUUUUGUUUGGAUGAAAGAUGGUGCACCAUUAACUGCAUCAGAUCGUCUUCGUACUCGUUAUGAUAUUGGUACAAAACAAGUAUUAUUACAAAUCAAUGAUGCUCGUCCACAAGAUGCUGGCGAAUAUGUAGUUGUCGCAACAAAUCCAGCUGGCCAAGAUUCUACAACUACACCAUUGACUGUUGUACCUGAUAAACCAGGUGUUGAUGAACGAGGUUUUGCUCCAUCAGAUAAAUUUCGUAACUUAGAACAACCGAAAACUCAAACACCACGACCAUUAGCAAUUGUCCCCGGUGUAGAUGUUGACUCAUUUAUUGCACCAAAAACACAAACAAAAGAAGGACAAGAUACAGAAGAAGAAGAACGAGCACCUCGUGUUAUGGUACCACUACGCGAUACUAGUGCAGAACAAACAAUGCCUGUAUUACUUACAGCUACAAUUGAUGCUGGUUCACCCAUGGCAACAUUCACUUGGUUAAAGAAUGGUCAACCACUUGUUGAAGGUGAUCGAUAUACUACCACAUACGAUCUCAAACCAAAGACAGUAACUUUGGAAAUACUUGAUGCGAAACCAACUGAUCAAGGAACUUAUACACUUCGUGCAGCAAAUCCAUUUGGUAAUGAUGAAACUACUGCUAAACUAGCUAUUCGACCAGCAUCGUCACCUGAUGCACUUCCUUCAGCAACACCAAAACCAGUCGAAGUCAAAGCACCAAUUCCUACAAAACAAGAAAUGCAACAGGUACAAGCACCAAAAGUUACAGUACCUUUGGAGAAUGUAGAAGCUACAAAAGGAUCACCAGUGCUUCUUCGAGCAACUAUUGUUGGAACACCAACACCAAAUUUUGUUUGGUUGAAAGAUGGUCAACCAUUGAUGACAUCUAAUCGUUUACGUCCUCGCUAUGAUGCACCUACUAAACAAGUUGUACUGCAAAUCACUGAUGUUCGUCCAGAAGAUGCUGGCCAAUAUGUUGUAGUAGCAAAGAAUCCAGCUGGUCAAGAUUCGACCGGUACUACGCUCACUAUUGCUGAUGAUCGACCAAAAGUACCGACUGAUAACAAUCGUAUAAAGAAUCAACCAGAAGGUGAAGCACCACGACCAUUGAAGGUUGUACCUGGUGUCGAACAUCAACCAACAACAACUGGUCCAACAGAAGAACAACGAGCCCCACGCGUUAUCACUCCACUGACUGAUAAUGUUGUAGAAGAAUCAAUGCCUGUUAUAUUUCGAACUACCAUUGAUAUUGGAUCACCAAUAGGAACGUUCACUUGGUUAAAAGAUGGUAAACCGUUGAUUGAAGGUGAUCGAUAUAUUACUACAUAUGACAUCAAACCAAAGAUAUUAACAUUGGAGAUACUUGAUGCAAAACCUACUGAUCAGGGCACUUACACAGUUCGUGCAGCAAAUCCGUUAGGUAAUGAUGAAACAACUGCUAAAUUAGCUGUACGACCAGCAUCAUCGACUGAUGCUCUCCCAUCAGCAACACCAAAACCAGUCGAAGUCAAAGCUCCAGUCCCAACAAAACAAGAGAUGCAGCAAGUACAAGCACCAAAAGUGAUUGUACCAUUGGAAAAUGUAGAAGCUACAAAAGGAUCACCAGUUCUUCUUCGAGCAACUAUUGCUGGAACUCCCACACCAAACGUAAGAUAUCUAUUUCAACGAAUAAUAUUUUAUUAG